AUGGUUGACCGAAGACGAAAUGGAUCUGAUUAUUUCUGGGACUUACUAUUGAUUCUAGGCACGGCUGGAGCCGCUUGGUUUCUUACUAGAAAUGUCAUAUCGACUCUCCAAGGAACCCUCGCCGAUCCGGACAAGGAGAAGCGUGAGCAGGCUCGACUCAAAGCGAAGGCAAACCUUCAGAGGCUACAAAAGUCAAGAGAGUAUGAAGAGGAAGGCAUAGAAGAGGAAGACUCGAACAACGAAACGAAACGGGGUCCUCGGAUAGAGGAUUUAGUCCUUAACGAAUAUGAGAAUCUUGUUGCGUUGGAGGUUGUCCCCCCAGAAGACAUACCCGUCGGGUUCGAUGACAUCGGUGGAUUAGAGGACAUCAUUGAAGAAGUUAAGGAAUCCGUCAUUUACCCGUUAACGAUGCCGCAUCUCUACUCCCACGCAGCGCCCUUGUUAUCCGCGCCGUCUGGCGUGUUACUCUACGGCCCUCCGGGUUGCGGAAAGACCAUGUUGGCAAAGGCUGUUGCACAUGAAAGUGGCGCGUCCUUCAUCAACCUUCAUAUUUCAACCUUGACCGAAAAGUGGUACGGAGAUUCAAAUAAGCUCGUACGAGCAGUCUUCUCUCUUGCUCGUAAACUACAGCCUGCUAUCAUAUUUAUCGACGAGAUAGACGCAGUGCUAGGGACCAGGAGAAGCGGUGAACAUGAAGCUAGUGGUAUGGUCAAAGCAGAGUUCAUGACGUUAUGGGAUGGUUUAACUUCUGCAAAUACGCAAGGACUCCCUGCAAGAAUCGUCGUACUUGGCGCUACCAACCGUAUCCAUGACAUCGAUGAGGCUAUCCUCCGCAGAAUGCCUAAGAAGUUCCCUGUGUCUUUACCGGAUAAAAACCAACGGCUACGGAUCCUUCAGCUUGUUCUCAAAGAUACCAAGACCGAUCCUAACAACUUCAACAUUGAGUAUGUAGCGAGGGUAACGGCCGGCAUGUCUGGUAGCGACAUUAAGGAAGCUUGCCGCGAUGCGGCUAUGGCCCCGGUACGAGAAUAUAUUCGCCAGCACCGAGCAAGCGGAAGCUCUAUGUCUGCCAUUGACCCAUCUAAAGUACGAGGAAUCCGCACAGAGGAUUUCUUCGGGCGAAAAGGUGCUGGCCAGAUUCUUAUGAAGAAUCACGCACGAGCGAAAUCGUCAAGUGACGAGUAUGAAGACGUCGAGGACGACGCGGAAACCGUUGAGACAUCGACCACGGGUGCGAAGACUGCGGAGGCUGCUACGGAGAUUCCCUUCGGCCGCCGGGAGGUCUUGUUUUCAUCUCGUCACUCAACCAUGGACGACUCUAAACCUCUAAACAAGGCCGUUUCCAAGGUCGAUAUCGACGGUCAUACUCUACCGCCCUCACCUGCUCCCUCGAGUCCUUCUAACGGCCGUCGACGUUAUGCUCUUGCUACUGAACUUGUUUAUACCGAAACCAAAGACCAAUACGGUGCCUCAAGCAUCCCAGUCUACCAAUCCGCUACAUUUAAGCAGACCUCUUCCAAGGGUGGCGAUGAAUAUGACUACACACGAUCGGGCAACCCAACCCGAACGCAUCUAGAGCGUCACAUGGCUAAGAUUAUGAAUGCUAACCGAGCCCUUGCUGUUGGUUCCGGCAUGGGUGCUUUAGACGUUAUUACUAGGCUGUUGCGUCCUGGAGAUGAAGUGAUCACUGGUGAUGAUCUGUAUGGGGGUACCAACCGGCUACUUACAUAUUUAUCGUCGAAUCAAGGCAUCGUUGUCCACCAUGUGGAUACCACAGAAGUCGAAAGGGUACGCGAGGUUGUCUCGGACAAGACUUCCAUGGUGCUCUUGGAAACCCCGACCAACCCCUUAAUCAAGAUUGUCGAUAUCCCGUCAAUUGCGAAAGCUGUCCACGACGCUAAUUCAAAGGCGCUCGUCAUCGUUGACAAUACCAUGUUAUCGCCUAUGCUAUGCAAUCCCCUCGAACUCGGAGCAGAUAUAGUAUACGAGUCAGGUACUAAAUACCUAUCAGGCCAUCAUGAUAUUAUGGCAGGCGUCAUCGCAUGCAAUGACACUUCUCUCGGUGAUAAGAUGUAUUUCACUAUUAACGCUACCGGUUGCGGUCUCUCUCCGAACGAUUCAUUCCUUCUCAUGAGGGGAGUCAAGACGCUAGCAAUUCGUAUGGAGAAGCAACAAGCGAACGCUCAAGUACUUGCCGAAUUCCUCGAGUCUCACGGUUUCCGCGUACGUUACCCUGGGUUGAAAUCUCAUCCACAGUACGAUCUUCAUUGGUCCAUGGCGCGGGGUGCCGGAGCAGUCUUAUCUUUCGAGACCGGUGACGUCGCCUUAUCCGAGAGGAUUGUUGAAGCUGCGAAGCUAUACGGAAUCAGCGUGAGCUUCGGGUGUGUCAACAGUUUAAUCAGCAUGCCGUGCCGUAUGAGCCAUGCUAGCAUCGACGCAAAGACAAGAAAGGAGCGGCAGAUGCCCGAGGACAUCAUUCGACUCUGUGUUGGUAUCGAGGAUGUCCAUGACCUGGUCGACGACCUAUCCCGUGCACUCGUACAAGCAGGUGCAGUGACAAUUACGCUUGACGGUUUUCAUGCGGUAGGAGCUACAGCACAGGUCGGAAGCACAAUUUCGAGCAACGAUACGUCGUCUGAGCCUACAUUAUCUUGA
Molecule: messenger RNA, 2655 nt
Organism: Daldinia childiae
Lineage: Eukaryota; Fungi; Ascomycota; Sordariomycetes; Xylariales; Hypoxylaceae
Product: Cystathionine beta-lyase
Exons: 6
Coding region: 1-2655 (884 amino acids)
Biological process (GO): 'de novo' L-methionine biosynthetic process; transsulfuration
Cellular component (GO): cytoplasm
Molecular function (GO): ATP hydrolysis activity; pyridoxal phosphate binding; ATP binding
Source: RefSeq, a predicted model, not a curated record